AUGAAAGCCAACGAGAAGACGUCACUUUCAGCCCCAAGACCCGGGACCGGGAAUGGAGACUCACUUCACGAUUCUGAUGUGGAGAUUGUGGAGUGGACCUCUCCCAAUGAUGCACGAAACCCGUACAACUGGCCUCGGCAGAAGAAGAUCAUCCUCACAGCUGUAGCCCUGUUCGCUACGUUCACGAUGAUGAUGAACGGCACCAUCGUCACCAUCGCCCACGAGGCAAUUGGCGACCGCUUCCAUGUCAGCGAUGCCUCAUUCCCGCACUCGUACUGGGUCGUCACAUCCUGGACUCUCGGAGGGGCACUGUUCUCAUUUAUGGUGCUCCCGAUGAUGGAGGAUUUCGGCAUCCGCAAUGCCUUCCUAUUCAGCUACCUGAUCUUUCUGAUAUCCCUUAUCCCGCAAGCUGUGGCACACAACUUUGCCACGAUUAUCAUUACGCGUUUCUUCAGCGGCGGCUGCGUUGCCAUCAUCGCCAACUCGACCAGCAGCGUCAUCGGCAACAUAUGGGCUGAUGAUCGGGCUCGUACCAUCCCCAUGAGUCUCUGGAUCACGCUCUAUCUCAUGGGAAGCAGCACGGGGCCCGUGGUCGGUGCCGCUAUCCUCAAAUAUCUCUCAUGGCGCUGGAUCACGUACUGCCAGCUGAUCUGGUACGGCCUACUAUUCCCACUAUACUGGCUUCUGCUCUCCGAGACGCGUGGCGACGUCAUCCUCGCCCAAAUCGCCAAGGAGCUGCGCACCAAGCACGGAAAGAACGCCUACAGCCGGCUCGAACUGGGAUCUACGACCCCUCUAUCAGUGUUACUGCUCCGCAGCGUGCAGCGGCCGCUCUACAUGCUCCUCACCGAGCCCGUCGCGCUCGUCUGCACCCUCAUGGCCGGCCUAAUCGUCGGCAACAUCUACCUCUUCACCCAGUCCGUCGAGCAGGUCUUCGCCGGGCUCUACGGCUGGGACGACCCGGUACAAGCCGGCUUCGCGCAGGUCGCCGUCGUCGUCGGCGAGGCGGUCGGCUGGUGCGGCGCCCUCGUAUCCGCGCAACUCUACUUCGCCUCCGCGAAGCGCAACACCGAGAAUCCAGGCGAACCCAUCCCAGAGGCGCGGCUGUACGUGGGCGCCGUCGCCGGUUUUGUUGGUAUGGCCGGCGGCAUGUUCGUGUACGCCUGGACGUCGUAUCCAGACGUGCCGUGGAUAGCGCCGGCCGUCGGCCUGGCUAUGGUUGGGGCUGGUAAUACGGUUGUUAUUAUAGGGUUUGCGGACUACGUUGUUGAUGCCUACGCUAAGUUUGCUGGGAGCGCUAUCGCGGCUGUGUCGCUGGGCGAGAACGUCUUCGCGGCUUUCUUGCCCCUUGCUGCGCAGAGCAUGUAUACCGAUCUCGGUUUCAGGUGGGCUAGCAGCUUGCUUGGCUUCUUGUCGUUGGUUCUCUCGUUUGCGCCUGUCGUGUUGAUUAUUUGGGGGAAAGAUAUUCGGGCGCGGAGUCCCUUCAUGAAGGAAGCGAGGCUGGAUAUCAAGGCCGAUGCGCAGAGCGACGGUGAUGUGUAA
Lasiodiplodia theobromae is the source of this 1542-nucleotide messenger RNA. Its product is annotated as MFS transporter. Gene Ontology annotation, biological process: transmembrane transport. Gene Ontology annotation, molecular function: transmembrane transporter activity. Lineage: Eukaryota; Fungi; Ascomycota; Dothideomycetes; Botryosphaeriales; Botryosphaeriaceae. The transcript has 2 exons. The record is from RefSeq and is a predicted model, not a curated record. The coding region runs from base 1 to 1542 and encodes 513 amino acids.